Molecule: messenger RNA, 930 nt
Organism: Salvelinus namaycush (lake trout)
Lineage: Eukaryota; Metazoa; Chordata; Actinopteri; Salmoniformes; Salmonidae
Product: CBY1-interacting BAR domain-containing protein 2-like
Exons: 9
Coding region: 1-930 (309 amino acids)
Biological process (GO): cilium assembly
Cellular component (GO): ciliary transition zone; ciliary basal body
Source: RefSeq, a predicted model, not a curated record
AUGAACACCAUCUUCUCAAGAGACAGACAGAUAAAGAGCAUGGAGCUGACAGUGAGCCAUGCUGAGAAGUACCUGGGUCAGUUCUGCAGCCUGCUGGCCUCUUACACCAGGAAGACAGCCAAGCUGAGGGACCAGGCUGACAUGCUGGUCAGACAGCUCAAUGACUUCUCGAAUACUGAGGACCCAGAGCUCCGUACCUGUCUGAAAAACCUGGCUGAAGACCUGGCCAUGGUGCAGGACUACCGCCAGGCGGAGGUAGAGAGGCUGGAGAGCAAAGUCGUCACUCCCCUCAAAGCCUACGGAGAUAUUGUUGAAAACAAGAGAGCGGAUCUGAAGAGGUUCAAUGCUGAUCGGGACAGAGCGCUGAAAGAGCUGCAGAAACUGGAGAAACUCCAACAGAAGAAUCCCUCUGAUAGACAAAGAAUUUCACAGGCAGAGGUGAAUGCUCAGAAGGCGACCAACGAUGCUCACCGCAGCACCAGACAACUGGAGGAGACCAUCAGUGACUUCCAGAGACAGAAACUGGAGGACAUCAAGAGGAUCUUCACAGACUUCAUCACAGUGGAGAUGGUGUUCCAUGCCAAGGCUCUUGAGGUCUACACACACACCUUCCAGAACCUGGACAGCAUGGACAUAGACAAGGACCUGGAGCUGUUCACUGGGAGGAUCAGGGUGUCUGAAGGUCCUCUGGACAACCAGACCCUGCUGCCCUCCUCUAUGGCCCACCAGCCUAGUCCCACCCUGGGCUCCAGCCUCAAACACACUGCUGAAUCAGCCAAGAAGUCCCGUAGCAGCAUCCUACAGCGCCAGAGGGUUGUAGAGGAGGAGGAGGAGGAUGAAGAGGAGGAGUAUGAGUCAGAGAUAGAGGCUCAGCAGAGCAGGCAAUCCUACGCCUCUCAAUACACCCAAAUACUCAGACAGAAGAACUGA